Molecule: messenger RNA, 1398 nt
Organism: Adineta steineri
Lineage: Eukaryota; Metazoa; Rotifera; Eurotatoria; Adinetida; Adinetidae
Source: the annotation of a GenBank genome assembly
AUGCAUACCAAUCAAGUUUACAGUGAGGUUGUUACUGUAAAUAAUGGAUCACACAAAUGGUGGCACCGUCGUUGGAUGAAAAUAAUCGGCAUUUUCAUUAUUCUUUUAAUAGUUUCUGCUAUUAUCCUUGCUCUGGUGUUAAACUUCGUCGUCUUUGCACCGACGAUAUCAGAAAUUAAUACCACCGCCUCACCAUCAUCAUCAUCACUAGCAACAACAAUAUCAACACUACCGUCAUCGUCAACAACAACAUCAACAAUGACACCGACUACAACUUUGGCACAAACAACAACUACGUCCACAACUGAGCAGUCAGAACCGACUACGACAACAACGUCGAUAACAGUAUCAACCACAACACCAACAACAAUGUCAACAACAACAACAGCAGUACAGGAAUGGGUAGUGACAGGCAAUAUGAGUGCCGCACGAUAUAUUCACACUGCAUCCGUACUAGAAAAUGGAUUCGUACUAAUUACUGGUGGAAACAAUGGUUCUACUGUUUUUAAUAGUGCUGAAUUGUACAAUCCAUCAACAGAUAAUUGGACAACUACAGGAAGUAUGAAUGUUGCACGAUUUGGUCACACAUCAUCAACAUUAGCGAAUGGAUUAGUAUUAGUGGCUGGUGGACGCAACGGCACUGCUGUUUCUCUCAAUAAUGCUGAAUUGUACAAUCCAUCAACAGAUACUUGGACAACUACAGGAAGCAUGAGUGUCGCACGAUGGUAUCACACAGCAUCUACAUUAGCAAAUGGAUUAGUAUUAGUUGCUGGUGGAUCGGGUAACGGUGGUAUUCUCAAUAGUUCUGAAUUAUACAAUCCAUCAACAGGCAUUUGGAUAACUACAGAAAACCUGAAUGCCGUACGAAUAGCUCACACAGCAUCCACAUUAGCGAAUGGAUUCAUAUUAGUUGCUGGCGGAGUGAGCAGUAAUGAUGUUUAUGUCAAUAGUGCUGAAUUGUACAAUCCAUCAACAGGCACCUGGACAUCUACAGGAAACCUGAAUUUCGCACGAGCAUAUCACACAGCAUCCACACUAGCAAAUGGAUUAGUGUUAGUUUCUUGUGGACGCGACGCUAUUACAGUCCUCAAUAGUGCUGAAUUGUACAAUCUAUCAACAGGCACUUGGACAACUACAGGAAACCUGAAUUUCGCACGAGUAGCUCACACAACAUCCACAUUAGCAAAUAGAAAAGUAUUAGUUACUGGUGGAUUGCAGGAUUCUAUUACCCUCGAUAGUGCUGAAUUGUACAAUCCAUCAGCAGGCACCUGGACAAGUACAGGAAGCGUGACUAUCGCCCGAUAUGGUCACACAGCAGCCACAUUAGCAAAUGGAAAAGUAUUAGUUACUGGUGGACAGAACAGCGAUGGUUAUCUCAAUAGUGCUGAGCUUUAUUAA